Messenger RNA from Kluyveromyces marxianus DMKU3-1042, 1056 nucleotides. RefSeq names its product Sfg1p (gene SFG1). The transcript has a single exon. NCBI's taxonomy places the organism in Eukaryota, Fungi, Ascomycota, Saccharomycetes, Saccharomycetales, Saccharomycetaceae. Bases 1 to 1056 code for a protein of 351 amino acids. The record is from RefSeq and is a predicted model, not a curated record.
AUGAUACAACCACCUAGUACCCCUCAACAUAAAUUGACAAGGGAAUGCAACACAAUGCCUUUCCCGGAGUUCAAGUUUGGAUUCAAUUCGAAGUUCCAAUUUCCAAUACAAAAUAAAACAACAGAAAGUCCUUGUAAAUCUCACUCUGAGGUGUUCAGAAAUCAAACAUUGCCACUUCAGAUUAAUGUUCCAAGUGUAGAAGAAAUAUACUUGGAGGAUGAUCUAACAUUUUCUAGCCACAUUUCGAUACCCUUAAUUCGCGCUCAACAGGAUGAUGAAUACGAAGAGAAUGGCUGUACUUUAAAUGACGAGUCCGAAGAAAAUAGCGAAAGCUGCGAAGAUGACAGCAUCACCAGUAGUAUCCUUUCUUCUCGUUCUGACUUUGAAUCAUCCACGCCAUCCUCUUCUCCUAUUUUGGGAACAGACUUCCUUAAACCUGCAAUUCCAGAUGAAAUUUUCAAGAAUACUACUGCAUUCAAUGCUGAUUCAUUGUUCAAGUCUCCAGCGUCAAAUAAGAUGAGGUUUAAACCAAACAGAUCGUUGAAACCCAAGAAAGCUAUUCUGAAGAGAACCAACGGAUUGAACUAUAUUAUGAAUUCGUUGAAUGGCAACUUCAAGGAUGCGACAAUAUUUGCUACCGAAGUAAAUUCGUAUUUAUCCGAAAAUGUACCAUACCCAACUUGCCCUUUGGAAAGAGUCACAAUACCAGUAAAUUCUGAAAUCAAAAGGAAAUACAAAGAAGAGAGAAACGAGCUGUUAGGAGGUUAUUACAAUUCAAGCGACGAUGAAUGCGACCAAAACUCCCCUUCCUUCCUACAAGAAGAAGCAACCGAAUCAUCUUCUAAUACUAAUAAGACUAAAAUCGGCUCCGAUGCAGCUGUGAUACGAGCAUACGAGUUUACCUUCGGUAGCCCUACUUCCUCAACUAGUUCAGAAAAGGAUAGUGACAGGCUCACUUUAAAACUGGGAAUUGACCCUUCAAAUCAAGUAAUGAACGUGAAAAAAGACUCCGGAAAAGAGAAACGACUAAGAUGGUGCGAUUCUAUUGAAUGGUAG